AUGACGACGAUGGAGUGUGCAGUAACCAAUGGUGCUUCUAAGCUGAGCUCUGAUGACCGCGCGGUGCUAGCUCUUCGAAAUCUAUUGUUUGAUAUCUGCGCGCAAAAUGGAGGGGGCCAUGGAGGUUCUGCCAUUGGCAUGGCUGCCAUCGGAGUGGCUAUAUACAAGUAUGCGAUGCGAUAUAAUCCGUCAAACCCCGACUGGUUUGAUCGGGAUCGGUUCGUUCUAUCCAACGGCCAUGCUGCAAUGUUCUUAUAUGCCCUGAACCACCUGACUGGGUUUGACGCAUGGUCAAUGGACGAGAUCAAAGGAUACGGAAGCCCAAAGCUCAAUGGUUUUACAACUCUGGCGCAUGCCCACCCAGAGCGUGAGGAUCCUGGCAUUGAAGUCACGACAGGGCCGCUGGGUCAAGGCAUUGCUAAUGCCGUUGGUCUUGCCAUCGCGUCUAAGAAUCUUGCUGCCCGCUACAACCGUGGGGGGCAGGAAUUAGUUCAAUCUCGUAUUUACUGUAUUUCAGGCGAUGGCUGCCUGAUGGAAGGGGUCGCUCUUGAGGCUAUUUCUCUAGCAGGAAGCUUGAAACUCGACAAUCUCGUCUUGCUCUACGACAACAACCAAAUUACCUGUGACGGGCCCCUUGACUGGAUCAACACGGAAGAUGUGAACACAAAGAUGAGAGCAUCGGGCUGGCACGUGCUCGAAAUCCCUGACGGGAGUUACGAUGUGCAAAGUGUUGUUUCGGCCCUCAACAUGGCUAAAAACAUCAAGGACAGGCCGACAUUUAUCAAUAUCCGAACAGUAAUUGGCCUCGGUACUCAGAUUGCAGGCAGUCACAAGGCUCACCAUGGGGCAUUUGACAAGGAAAGUGUUCGGAGGUCAAAGAUCUUGGCUGGUCAAGACCCGGAUGUGACGCAUGAGGUGCCUAACGAUGUCCUGGCCUACUUUCGCGAGCGAAAGGUACAUGGAGAACAACUUGAAAGGAAGUGGAACGCUUUAUUGGGUUCCUAUGCAAAGAGCUUCCCAGACUUAGCCAUUGACUUUGCAAGGACACGUGCUGGUGAUUAUGGCUCUCAAUGGAAAGAGAUUCUGGACAAUCUGGACAGCCAGCAGUUCCACGGCCAAGCAACACGGGACGCCAACGGCACCAUCUUAUCAAAACUCUGGGAGGCGUACGGAGGAUUGGUAGGGGGCGGGGCGGAUCUUAUUAACUCUAAUAAGGUGGCCUAUUCAGACUCCGAUGUCUUCCACCCAAGCGUCAGUUACAAAGGGCGAUAUAUUCGUUAUGGCAUCCGGGAGCACGCCAUGGCAUCGAUAUCUAACGGUAUUGCUGCUUAUAACCCCGGCACAUUUCUUCCAAUCACGGCUACUUUCUUGAUUUUCUUUCUUUACGCUGCGCCUGGGGUUCGAAUGGGAGCCUUGAGCCAACUUCCUACAAUACACAUUGCAACUCAUGACUCCUUUGCCGAAGGACAAAACGGACCAACUCACCAGCCUGUCGAGGUGGAUUCACUGUACCGUUCUAUGCCCAACUUGACAUUUAUCCGACCCUGUGACGGCGAGGAGGUCAUUGGGGCUUGGCUGCUUGCCAUGGCUAAAAAAGAUGGCCCAACUAUGUUGUCGCUAGGCCGAGACCCUACAACCACGGUAGUGGGGACUGAUCGCUUCAGCGUCGCUAAAGGUGCAUAUAUCGUCAAGGACGAGAAAGACCCGAAGCUUACGCUGGCUAGCUGUGGCACUAAUCUUCACUACGCGGUCAGAGCUGCUGAGUCUCUGACGGCGUCUGGCAUACCUACAAGAGUCAUCAGCUGUCCCAGCUUUGAACACUUUGAUAGACAGGACGAGGCAUACAAGAAGAGUAUCUUUCCUCGAGAUGGCACGCCGAUUGUGAGCGUGGAGGAGUAUGUGGCGUCCACAUGGGCCAAGUACGUCACGGCAAGUGCUGGUAUGACAGGUUACGGCUACUCGGCAUCUAACGCCAGCAACUAUGAUCGAUUCGGCCUUGAUGAGAAGGGCAUUGAGAGUCGAGUGCGUGCCUAUUUGAAGAGUCUGAAUGGCGAAAAUGCUCGCACUGAUGGAUGGAGGCAAAUCUAG
Clonostachys rhizophaga is the source of this 2088-nucleotide messenger RNA. NCBI's taxonomy places the organism in Eukaryota, Fungi, Ascomycota, Sordariomycetes, Hypocreales, Bionectriaceae. The record is from the annotation of a GenBank genome assembly.